AUGAAUCAAUUAAUAACAUAUAAUAAUCCGAAUGAUGGGGUCACUUCUCGACGGUACACCGCUUUUCCACUUAACUCAACUUUGAUAAGUACAUAUACAUCAGAUACAAUUCGUAGUAUUAUCAAUCAUGCCAUUACGGGAAAACCUUACACUACGGCUGUUUGGAUUCGUAUUAGUCGAGUCGGGAUUCAAAUCAAAGCACAAGAUCCGCAAAUUGCACGUACACGUAUACCAGUAUUUAUUCCUAUUGCACAUGUUCAUGACAUCUUUAUGCAACCAAAUAUAAAUAAUGUGAUUUGUAUUGUUUAUGAAGAAGUCAAAUCGAAUAUGAAAGGUGUUCUUCUUUAUGUCGUUCAUCCAUCCGAUGCACAUUUGAUCCGCGAUGAUUUCCGUCAUGUGAAACAAUCAUCAUUUAGCAAAGGUGCUGAAAAUCAAAUUAUGGUCGAAGCCAAAUCACCUGAUAACAAACAGAUAGUAUCUCCAACCUCGCAAAAAUCCAACGAAACCUUUCGUAAUGGUAAAGGCAGUCGACAACAGUCGCCGAAACGAAUUUUAUAUGUACGUGACAGUGAUAUUAAUGCAACAAGAGAGAAAACGCCGUCGUCAGCUCCUCCAUUGCCUCAACUUAGUUAUACGCCGUUUAAUAACAGUUAUCAUAGUAGUCGAGAUGAAAGUGCAAACUAUCGCCGACAUAAGAGUCCACGCAAGAACAAAACAGGACACUCGUCAAGUAAAACGGCAAGUGAUAGCGGAAGUAAACAUCGACGUAAACAUCGAUCACGAUCGCCGCAGAAAUCGACUAAACCAAAAGUAGCUGAGGACACUGCCAGUCAAACAUCACCGAUAGAACCACAAGAUCAACAAGUUCAACAACAGCAGUCGCCGUCGCAGCAAUCGCUACAGCAACAGCAACAGCAGCAACAACAACAACAACAACAACAACAACAACAGCAGCAGCAGCAGCAAUUGCAACAACAGCAACUACAGCAGCAACAGUUUCAGCAGCAACAAUUACUUUUCCAACAACAGCAAAUAGCUGCAUGGCAAGCUGCGCAACAAGCACCCGUUGUUCCAAUGGGAAUCUAUAACCGCUAUGUACCUAAAGUAAUUCCGUUACCAACGGGCGAAAAAAUCAAGACUACUCUUUCACCUUCGAAUACCAAUGGUAUGAUUGUUGCUCAUAUUGAACCACAACAAGCUUCUAAUAGCGAUGCAUACAGUCAGUCACCAACACGUUCUCGUUCGGUUUCACCGAAACGUCCCGAUCAAUCGUUCCGAAGUCGUCCACUGAGUGCGGAAAAUGCCGAAGCAUCAGCUAUUCUUAUCCAAUCAUCUCAUCACCGUCAUCAUCAUCAUCGACGACAUCAAAUGAAUGGACAGAGUCAUUCAGUUUCCAAACCCGAAGCCAAACUCUAUAAUACAAUCUCUCAUCCAUCUCGCAUGCGCUUAAAAUAUGGGCCACCAACGAAUAAUAACAAUAAUAAUAAUAAUACCGAAUCAGAAAGUGAAACCAAACAAUAUUUAAAACGUUUAAUUGAUGACAUGCAUGCAAUGAAGGUAGAAAUGAAUAAAAUGCGUUUGGCAUCUUCAUCCGUUGGAACUUCUCGUGGACGUUCAGAUUCCUUACGACUGAAUUUGAAGGAACUACGUAGCGAUAUUGACGCUAUUCGUGCUCGAAUGGCAAUGACGCCGCGAGUUUAUAAUCCAUAA
This is a messenger RNA of Adineta ricciae, 1710 nucleotides long. The record is from the annotation of a GenBank genome assembly. NCBI's taxonomy places the organism in Eukaryota, Metazoa, Rotifera, Eurotatoria, Adinetida, Adinetidae.